AUGAAUAGGAAAGAUUUGACAGAAGCUCAUAAUGGAUCUGGAGAGACUAAAAAGCAGUACUCACCCGAGCAACAAAUAUUCGUUAAAAAUUCAUUGGCUUCUCUUUACAAGAUAGCACUACGUUAUACGCAAGAUACAGUUAAAGUUAAUCUCCCGUCAUUUGAGCUUAGUCGUGCUACAAGAGGUCUCGAGGCCUCGAGGCUUGACGGUCUCGGUUCCGUAGUAAAAAGUAUAACCGCAUUAAUAACUGUUGCGUCAUCCAGAAAGGGACGCAGCAAUCACUGCCCGAGCGAGAGAGGUGGCACCGCGGCGGCCAACGCCCGUGCCAUUAGUGAGCUGCAACAUCGCUCGACGCGCACACGCGUACCUGUCUUAUAUGGAACAAUACACAUCAUUUAUACAGUCCACCGCCUUUUAAUUGGCUCCAACGAGCUAACGAUCCCAACAUUGGUCCUUCGAGCCGGAUCAUUGGUCCUUCGAGCCAUCAUUGAUCCUUCGAGCCAUCGUUGGUGUUUACGUCAUUGGUAUUUCGAGCCGGACAACGAGAACAAAGAACAUCGGAAAUUGGUUUGA
Danaus chrysippus (African queen) is the source of this 573-nucleotide messenger RNA. NCBI's taxonomy places the organism in Eukaryota, Metazoa, Arthropoda, Insecta, Lepidoptera, Nymphalidae. The record is from the annotation of a GenBank genome assembly.